Messenger RNA from Populus euphratica (Euphrates poplar), 1231 nucleotides. RefSeq names its product Isoprenylcysteine carboxyl methyltransferase (ICMT) family (gene ATSTE14B). Lineage: Eukaryota; Viridiplantae; Streptophyta; Magnoliopsida; Malpighiales; Salicaceae. The record is from RefSeq and is a predicted model, not a curated record. The transcript is spliced from 2 exons. Gene Ontology annotation, molecular function: protein C-terminal S-isoprenylcysteine carboxyl O-methyltransferase activity. Gene Ontology annotation, biological process: C-terminal protein methylation. Bases 316 to 909 code for a protein of 197 amino acids. Gene Ontology annotation, cellular component: membrane; endoplasmic reticulum.
AAAAAUCUAGGAGAGCUAAACGACAGCAUCACAAAUUCACGAAACGAAAGUAAAUAUACUCCCUUUUUCAGUAAUAGAAUAUUUCUCUUUCUUUUUCCAUAAAACUUGUUAAAAUGGUGUCCCUUUUAUCAAGAGUUAUCAAACAUUAAUCUCUCUCUAGCCCAUCUCCUCUCUCUCUCAAUCCAACCGGCAGAACUCGAUAUCAAUUUCAAGAGGUUUGAAGUUAUUUUUACAGUCACUGCCUUUAGCACAUUAGUGUGGAGACAAGUUUGAGUGUCACAAGGGACUGAAAUUGGCUCUCUUUGAUCUAACAAAAUGACAGAAAUUUUUGGAUAUACGGCUUGCAGACAUUUAUCCCAGAUGUUUCUGGCUGUUUUCUUUUUUCAUGGUUCUGAAUACGUUUUAGCGGCUGCUAUUCACGGGAGAUCAAAAGUUAAUCUUAGUUCACUUUUGAUCAGCAAAGCUUAUGUGUUUGCGAUGAUGUUUUCAUUGCUCGAAUAUGUCGUUGAGAUUGCUUUAUUUCCUGGGUUGAAGGAAUAUUGGUGGGUAAGCAAUUUAGGUCUCGUGAUGGUUACAAUUGGAGAGAUUAUUCGGAAACUAGCAAUUAUAACAGCUGGACUAGCAUUCACGCAUCUGAUUAAGGUUUAUCAUGAGGAGCACCAUAAUUUGAUUACUCAUGGAAUCUAUAGGUUUUUUCGCCAUCCAUCAUAUACUGGUUUUUUAAUCUGGUCAGUUGGCACUCAGAUAAUGUUGUGUAAUCCCAUAUCGACAAUUGGAUUUGCAAUUGUUGUCUGGCGCUUCUUUGCUCAACGGAUACCAUACGAAGAGUUUUUCUUGAGGCAGUUUUUUGGGUUGAAGUACGAGGAAUAUGCUUUGCGAACUCCUUCUGGGGUUCCUUUUGUGAAGUGAAAUCUUAUGGUGUCUGCACAAACAGUUGAACUCAUCUGUAGCACUCAUCUUGCUUCAUGAAGAUAGCUUCAGAAAAGUUCCAGUGAUGCUUUCUUGAAGAGAGAUGGAACUUCUUUGAAGCUGAACUGAUCAUCCCAGUGAGCUUAAAUUUGCCGUUACUACAUUAGGUGUUAAAGCUGACUCUAAUUUCUUGUUGUCAAUCCAUUUAAAAUUUCCAAAUUCAUUGGAAUGGGAUAAUUUUUGUUCUUUGAUCCUACACCAAGACUGUAAGUCUGUAAUCUUGCGUAUGCUUUAAACAAUGAUAUUUUUAUUUAUAUGCUCA